UAUGCACAGAACACAUGACUCUUAGCAAUCAUUUUGUUAGCAAACGUGACUUCUCUCACAACUGCGUAAACACUCGUUCAUAUAUAUGUAUAUAUAUAAGCAGUAACGUUAAAUUUUAUAACUUCUGUCGAAACCACGUUCCCGUACAGGCAUUCGCAAUGUUACCACUAGCAUUGAUUUUGAUUUUCGUCGCCGUUAGUGGUGCUGAAAUAACGCAAGACGACGGUGAUGUUGAUAUCACAAAGUAUCCAUGUGUUGUAUCGAUUAGAAGAAACGGCAAACAUGUUUGUUCCGGUGCUAUACUUGACAAAUAUCAUGUUAUCACAUCAGAUCGAUGUGUCCCACCGUUUAAGCAUGUUUGGAAUGUAAUGAACGAUGUAGUCAUAGUGAGUGGCACAAGUAGCAUUAAACCGGGUGGCACUCAGGUCUUCGUUAAGGAAAUGUUCUCGCAAAAUCAUCAUUUAAAUCCACAUGAUAAUAACGUCACUAGCGGACUUGGUGUGCUUAAGCUCAUACAUGCACUUAAUUUCAACGAGAAGACACAACCAAUUGCGCUGUCUGAUACAGAACUACCACUGGGCGCAAAAUUGCAGAUGGUCAGUUGGAUGAUAGCCGACCAUGAUGGAAAGAAAACCGCAAAUUUAAAAAAAGUAACGUUAACAACAAUAGAUUCUAAAGAAUGUCAGUCAUUCCACGAGAAAGAGAUUUCUAAGUCUGAAUUCUGCACUCGAGCGGAAUCUGGAAGCAAUUACUGCAAGGGUGACAGCGGCAGCCCUCUGAUUUAUGAAGGCAAACUUGUCGGUGUAACUACUUACGGUAUCUCAUGCGACGAAACUCCUGAUCCGGAUGUUCAUACCCGUAUAAACGAAAAUAUUGAAUAUUUCAACGAGAUUAUAAAGUCAUAAAAAUUUAUUGAUGGUCUGCUUUUACUGAAAAUACAAAAUUAUGGAUGUUCUCACAAUUAGAUUGAAGAUUGAUAAAUUACGUUACAAUAUAUAACAAAUUAACUAAUUA
Molecule: messenger RNA, 1014 nt
Organism: Solenopsis invicta (red fire ant)
Lineage: Eukaryota; Metazoa; Arthropoda; Insecta; Hymenoptera; Formicidae
Product: chymotrypsin-1-like
Exons: 4
Coding region: 15-905 (296 amino acids)
Biological process (GO): proteolysis
Molecular function (GO): serine-type endopeptidase activity
Source: RefSeq, a predicted model, not a curated record